Sorex araneus (European shrew) is the source of this 930-nucleotide messenger RNA. RefSeq names its product olfactory receptor 7A10-like. Gene Ontology annotation, biological process: G protein-coupled receptor signaling pathway. Gene Ontology annotation, cellular component: membrane. Gene Ontology annotation, molecular function: olfactory receptor activity; G protein-coupled receptor activity. The record is from RefSeq and is a predicted model, not a curated record. NCBI's taxonomy places the organism in Eukaryota, Metazoa, Chordata, Mammalia, Eulipotyphla, Soricidae. The transcript has a single exon. Bases 1 to 930 code for a protein of 309 amino acids.
AUGGAACCAAGGAAUCUUACAGAAAUCACAGAAUUUCUUCUUCUAGGACUCUCUGAAGAACCAGAAGUUCAGCCCCUCAUCUUUUACCUUUUCCUGUCCAUGUACCUGAUCACCAUGCUGGGGAACCUGCUCAUCAUCCUGGCCGUCAGCUCAGACCCCCACCUCCACACACCCAUGUACUUCUUCCUGUCCAACCUGUCCUUCGUGGACAUCUGCUUCACCUCCACCACCAUCCCCAAGAUGCUGCUGAACAUCCAAAUCCACAGCAAAGCCAUCAUCUAUGAAGGCUGCAUCACCCAGAUGUUUUUUUUCAUAUUGUUUGUAGUAUUGGACAUCCUUAUAUUGACCGUGAUGGCCUAUGAUCGCUAUGUGGCCAUCUGCCACCCCUUGCAUUACACCGUCAUCAUGAACCCCCGGCUCUGUGGGCUUCUGCUUCUGGUUUCCUGGGUCAUUGGUGCCCUGGAUUCCUUGUUAGAAAUCCUCAUGGUGUUAUCACUGUCCUUCUGUGCACAUGUGGAAAUCCCUCACUUUUUCUGUGAGCUCAAUCAAGUGGUCCAUCUAGCUUGUUCUAAGACGUUUCUUACUGACUUGGUGAUGUAUUUGUCAGCUGUGCUCCUGGGGAUUGGCCCCCUCACUGGGAUCCUUUAUUCUUAUUCUAAGAUCAUUUCCUCCGUUCACAGAAUCUCCUCAGCUCAGGGGAAAUAUAAAGCAUUUUCCACGUGUGCUUCUCACCUCUCCGUGGUCUCCUUGUUUUAUGGCACUUCCCUAGGGGUGUACUUGAGCUCUGCUGUGACGGAGAACUCACAGCACACUACCAUCGCCUCGGUGAUGUACACAGUGGUCACCCCCAUGCUGAACCCCUUCAUCUACAGUCUCAGAAACAAAGACAUCAAGGGCGCUCUGACAAGUCUCCUUGGGAAGAAGCAAUGA